AUGGCUGUUGUUAGUCCUGAAGCUGUUGUCGGCACAACGAUUGCCUUCUCCUUCAUCCUGUUUGGCAAUGCCAUCACACAAUCUUUCAUGGGCGUCCCGGCUCUGCUGGUUGAUUUUCCAUCCCCGACUUCGCCAGACCAUGCGGCACGCGUGCGUCUAUUAGGCCGGCAGUGGCCCGUGUUCUGGGCCGUUGGGAACGUCUUUUUCCGGCCUAUUAGCACUUUCGGCAUACUUGGAUACGGGUACACCGCCUACGCCGCAUCUUCAGGAAGCGGCAGGCUAGGCGACUGGAGACUGUAUGCGCUUGCCGCGGCUUGUCACUUGGUGACUGUCGUACACUCCGCGAAGAACAUGCAGCCAAUAAAUGAGAAGUUGGAUGCUUUGAAGGAGCCCAAAGCACCAGGAGUCGAUUCGGCUGAGGCGGAGACUUAUGCGAGGAGGUGGAUCAAGUUCAAUUCAGUCCGGCUUGUCAUGCCCCUCAUUGCUGGAUCAGUUGCGCUUUGGCAAACGCUGAAGUCGUUGUAG
Messenger RNA from Neoarthrinium moseri, 525 nucleotides. RefSeq lists its product as uncharacterized. The coding region runs from base 1 to 525 and encodes 174 amino acids. The record is from RefSeq and is a predicted model, not a curated record. Lineage: Eukaryota; Fungi; Ascomycota; Sordariomycetes; Amphisphaeriales; Apiosporaceae. The transcript is spliced from 2 exons.